Symbiodinium sp. CCMP2592 is the source of this 6468-nucleotide messenger RNA. The record is from the annotation of a GenBank genome assembly. NCBI's taxonomy places the organism in Eukaryota, Dinophyceae, Suessiales, Symbiodiniaceae.
AUGCAGCAGGAGCUAGUCUAUGCAGCAUCGGAAAUCCAUAACGCAAGCUUCCAUGACGUGGACCAGAAUUUCUUGCGAAGACUUGAACGUUCUAUUCAACACAAUGGCGUGUCUGCGUUCUUCGCGAUUGACAGAAAUGGCACGAAGACGCCUGGUAGGUUUGGUCUGAUCGACGUGGACUUGGCUGCUGUUCUGCCACCUGCAUUGAGAGAUCUCAGAAAUCCACGUACAAUUGUGCUGGAGAGUCCCUCAUGCUUCGACAUCACGCACCUAGCCGGCAUGAAUGUGUUGGACGUCUUGAGUCACGUACAUCUUCACCCCCGAGAUUGCAGUCUCCAGUUUGAAGAACUGGAACAUAUUUACACUUGGGAAGGGCGCAGAGUCAGCGUGUCGGUUACCAGCUUGAUUCAUGGUCUCACGCAUCAAUUCAAUUCUGCUGACGCACUCCGUGCGAUGCGCAAUGGCAGAAACUGGCCACGAGAGGAGUACACAGUUGCCAAUGUCGUGGAGGUCUUAAACCAACAUCUACCGAAUAGCCCUUUGACGCUGAUACUGCGACAUUUGGUAGAUGCAGAGGUGACAGAUAUUGCAGCCAUCUGUCAGGCUAUCCGUGAUCUUGUCUGGACUCAUCCAGGCUGUUCUCAUCUAGCUUCUGUUGUCAGCAUGACGGAUGAUGAGAUCCUGGACAGAUGGGAGAGGAACCGACGCACGGCUGCUGCUCAGGGUACAUGGAUGCAUGCGUGCUGCGAGUGCUUGUUGAACGGUGGGAUGGUGUGCCUUGCCUCGGAGGAGAUGUGCAUGUUCACCAAGGUCAUACGAGGAUUACAAGCAGAAGGAUGGAUGAUAUUCAGAACAGAGUGGUGUGUUUACUGUGAAGCAGAGGAUGUUGCGGGCUCCAUUGAUGCAGUGGCCGUACGACAGAACGAGUAUUGCAUUCUGGACUGGAAAAGAACCAAGGCCCUUGCUUCCAAAGAUGCUGCGUAUGGACGCAUGAUGCACUUUCCCAUGAACGACGUUCCUGAUUCCGUCCUGUGGCACUAUCGGGUUCAAGUGAACAUCUACGCCUGGAUCCUACGAAGAUACUACGACAUCAACGUGACAGAACUCAGGAUAGUGUGCUUGCAUCCGGACAAUGCGCCGCAGCCACUCAUCGUGAACGUGCCAAUGAUGCAGGACAAGAUCGAAAAGCUAAUGAGCUGGAGAAGGGAUGAUAGACAGCUCCAGAUACACCUCUCCGCAGAGAGUGGAGAUUUACGUGGCGGGAGUCAAGAAGGCGAGCUAUCAUUCUCGCAGAUGUUGGAUCAAGAGAUGGACACUUAUGAAGACGUACUUCCAGAAGUACCCAGUGCAGACGAACGAUCUUCGAAGCGACACAAAGCCCAGGAAUCUGUGGAGGGAGCUACUCCGGAUAAUGCAAUGAGUCAGUUCAUGCAAACGGAUUUCGAUAUGUCAUCCAUCCCUGGUCAGUCCUCCGAGCGCGAAUCUGUUGAAGGGAGCAUCCUCAAGGAGAUCGGCGGACUCGAAAGGAUGAUUACAGCAUAUCGGCCCAGUGCGGCAUGGUCGACCGCCUUUCGUCACGUGGUUCAAGGGGCUCUAGCUGUCCAUCAACUUCGGCUUCUGGAUAUCAGCCGGCGAGAGGAAGUCCUGUUCCUCGAGCUCAUCGAAGGGUCCGGGAGACAUGUCCGUGCCCACAAUGGCCAAUGUUUUUUCUAUUCGGAACAUGGCCACUGGAAUGCUUACAAGGGUGUGGUGCCCCAAGGCACUCUUGCGCGAUGUAAGAAGUUUCUGAUCCAGUUGGAAGGCGUCUACGCGUUAUUCGAGUCAUCUGCCCUACGGAACAGUGAAGGCAUCCUGCAGGCGUCUCAAGCUUUGUUGGAAAGACACUCUGGUUGCUGCGAUAGCCUUCUGGCUGCCUGUGAAAGGGCUGCUACUUGUCGAAUGCCAUCCAAAGCAAACACUCGGGAUGAAGGCGAUGGGGCCGAGGACCAUCGCAAGGCCUUGCCUUGGACGGUGGCAAUGGCCAACACAAUCGGCAAGCUCUAUGUGAAGUUGCAAACCUCCUUGCUCAAUGAUAGUCUCAUCAAGUACUACAUUGCCUGGUGUUCUCUCGACAUUCAGCCCUCUGGUGGCUUUUGCACCACCGAUGCCUGUUUCACUUUCACGGAUGCUGGGUUGCAGGCAGUCCCCAAAGCAGCAGCCAACGACGUCUAUGUCUACCUUCCGCACAAAAUGCUGGAUCCGGUUGCGGAUGACGUGCGGCAAAGAGUGCACUUGUUCUGGCAGACGACCUACUGGGACAACGCGAAUGCAUUCGAGGUCUUCAUGGCCUCGUUCACUCUUGCUUUGCGUGGUGAGAACGCGGACCGUGCCUUCUGGGGUAUAGGCGCAGGUGGCGUGGGCCAAAGUCUCCAGACAGCGCAUUUGGAAGCCAUCCUCGGAGAAUACCACACUUGUCUCGACAUGAACAUAUACUUUGUGGACGAGGAGAUGCGGAAGCAAGCUGCCAACAUCGUCGGGAAAAUUGUCGUGACCGGGCAAGAAAGCGUGCAGGGCUCCCGACGUCCGAUGAGAGAAGACAUCUACAAGAAGCACAUUUCCGCCGACAAGGUGCCAGAGUUCUCGGGAGUCACCGAAGAGACCUUGAACUCCAUGUUUCGGCGGACGGCAGUAUGCAAAUACAAAAGCGUCUUCGUGGAUGCGGCCCGCAUCGCCGGCAAGGAAAAACUAGCUGCAGCGCAUGGUAUUUUUCCGCGGGAUCCCACCUUAAAGGACUUCUUACGGGACGGGCCUGCUUGUUUGGUAACACUCCGUUGCUUGUGGAACUACGCACGAAGUCGCACCGCUUUCCAAUGUCGUGAUGUUCUGGAAAAGUAUGCUGUUCGUGGUGGUGACGGUGGUUUGACUCUGGCGACGGUGCGGCGCAGCUGUGGUCUGAGUCCGGAUGAAACGGCAACAGUCGAUCCGCUGCACGAAGUUCUGGAAUCUCUCACGUCAAAGAAGGAACCUUCAGGCGAGAUUGGCGGGAGUAAGCCAGACGUCUCUCAAGCUCGAGACAUGAUCGCCGCUCACCGAGACGAAGAGAAGCAGACUAUUCAACAGAUCCGUCAGUGGCUUUGUGAUGAGCGCAAAGACUGGUUCACAGUGCACCAGUUGAAGAGUGCCAAGUCCAAGUUCGCGUUCAAUUUCAACAAGCAAGAGGCGCAGAAGGUCAUUGAGAAGCUGACCGCGGAAGGCAAGCUGAUUUCAGCCCCGAGUACGUUGCCAAAGGUUGGCCAGACCACGAUCUUCCUUCCAACUUACCCGUGUGAAAAGGCACUUGGUGAUGUUGUCCCUCUGAAGCACGACGAAAACCUCAUCUUCACGGAAGAAUACAAUGUCGAGAAUGUCUGUUCUCGUCUGGCACCGACCUCUUCGAGAAGCCUGAACUUGAAGACAUUGGCUGAGCUCUACGGAAAAAGAAUACAAGGUCCUUCCAGAAAGAAGGGUGCUCCCAAAAGAAGCACGAAUGCGGACGUCGAUGAUGCCAAACUCCCACAAUCACUCGAGGAUAUGAUGAGCAAGGAACGCGCGCUGUACCGGGAGAUCCAGGAUGCAAAGCCAGACUUACCCGAUGCGAACGACCGGAAUGUGACUGUACAGCAGUCGUACUUCUACCCUAUGGAUCUUCGAUGUCGCCGUUUCGUAUCGAACGUUGGAGCUCAGAACUUAUGUCGUCUGACACGGUCCAUUUGCUGUCCGGAUACUACAGAUUACGACGUGAUGGCUUCUAUGUUCACUAUUGUGGUUCAGUUAUUUGACUUGGUCAAGCCCGCAGACUUUGACAUACCCUCGUGGCGUGCUAUCGCAAAGGACAGAGCGACUGUGUGCUCUACUAACCUGAAGUGCAAUGAUGCUCAGGGUAAGCAAAUUCUUAUGGAGGUGGCUAACGGAGCCUCGCCUGACAAGUUCGACAAGUUGAACAAGCAGGGCAUGGCUUUCCUGAAAGCUCUGUCGAGUGAAAGCCGACAGUUGCGCUGGUUAGCAUGUUCCCAGAUGCCAGCAGAAUACACUCAACUACGACGUCACUCCAAGAAUAACUGGCCGGAAGCUAGCAUAUUCGCGGCUUGGUGGACUCCGGCGGAAGAUCAUAUUCUACAGGUCAUGGUCGAAGAGGUCCAGAAACAUGGCUUCGACGGUCACAUGUCCUGUCAUUUUGAUGGUCUUCUGAUUAGCACUUCCAUGAUGAAGUCAGUCGAGAUGGCAGCAGGAAAGAGCAUGAUCACAGUCCUGCAGGAAGCAAUAGGGCGAAAGACUCCUUUCGAUGUGGUGAUCAAGGACAAGACGCUGCCUUCCUUUGACAUGUACCUGUCCAACAAGCUUAAAGAGAGUGAAGUUGGUGCAGGUUUGGGAGGUUACCAUGAACUCUUGACUGCCGUGUCGAACUCCAUUCCAGCUGCGAUGACCUUCCUCGGGGCGGACAUAAAGCAGGUCAUCGUGCGUCUGCGAAAGGAAUCACCGUCGAACGCAAAGGCCGACAGACAUUGUGUCCGACAGUAUUCGGACUGGCACGGCUGUGGGGAUCUGUACCUACUCCCGCAACAUGCAGGCAUACUAGACGUGACCAAGGAUUUCCUUUUACAUCUCGAGCUGCCAGAGUCAUCCUUUUGUAUGGGGGUCAAGGUUGUCCCGAACAACAACAUUCUCGCUAUGCGCGCAGGCAAGGUCUAUGAGGGCACUAUGGCAGAGCUAGUGGAUCUACUCGAGUCAUACCACGGCACGAAACAGACAUUCUGUUUUGCUAUUGCUUCGGAAGAUCCAGACCUCGACGACACAGAGGUCCGGUUUCUUGAUCUUCUGGCUGGCUCCUCCUCUGCAUCUUCAGUCAAAAAACGACCUGCCUCUAUCCCACAUCAACAGGAUCCACAGAAUGAAGGCGAGGUAGAUGUCGGCAUAGAGCUACGCAGGCUGCUCUGUGAUGAAGUGAAGACUGCAAUUCAGGCAGUACGGACACAAGCUGGAAAGUCGUUUCCGCCAACGGUCUGUCCGUGUUGCCCCUGGAGACGGUUCGAGCGGCGUCGAUGCUUGGUGGAGCACCUACAAAACCAACAUACAGAAUCCAAGCGCUUCUGUCCGGCUGGGACCAAGAUGUUGCGGGUCGUGGCGGCGCUCUAUGAUCAUGACCGCCUUCAUGAUCGAGCACCGCAACCAACCUUUCUGGCUAGGGCCAGUGAGCUCCUCCGGAAGACCGUCAAAGGCAACAUGCCGUCUACUCUCAGCUUCAUCGAUAAAUUCCUUCGCUGUGUUUUUCACUCAGACGGGCCGGAGUUUGUCACUAUUCGAUCUGUAACAAAGGCCACAGGUUUGCGUAGAGUGGGUAACCUGUUCUACGAUCACGACUUCGCUGAUGCAUUCCUCCAAGCAGCGGCCGCUCACAAUGCCUCUCUACACAAGAUACAGGCAUAUUUCCUGGAAAGAUGCACGAGGAAUGAUGGAAAGCUGGCAUCGGUUAUUCCUCGCGGCAACAAUGGCUUCUGGACGAAUGUCCUUGAAGACCUCAUGGGGUCGCCUCUGCUUGAAGCAUAUACGGCAAAGCUCAUGGACCGAUGUGCACAAGCUGAAGAAUUUAAGUACAUCAGCCUGGAUGCGACAUUUAAGAUCAACUUGAAGAUUAUAGGACAGGCAAACUUCCACUCUUCUGCAUCGACUCGUUCCCAGGCCAUUAUCCCAGAGGACGAGGCUGCGUACCGAACCAUGACAUGCCGUGGCCGCACCGGCGCAACGUUGGCGCUAUGUGGGAUCAGAUCUGAGAAGUCAAGCAUUUUGGCGGAUGCUUUGAGAAGCAGUUUUACAAACACGCAACGUGCACAGGUGUUGCAUGUUGCAUCUGAUGCUCCCUCUGCGGAAAUGUUUCAGACUUUGAAAGAAGUUCUACCAAAUCUGCAGAGUCUGUCGCUGGACGCCAUGCAUAUUGUUAUGGUCUACGAUCAAAAUAUGAACAACCGCCGGACCGCGGGGAGCAGAUGGCUUGCUGUCAUCAUGAACAAGUUUCGCAAGCGGCACUCUUCUCGCACGCAGGCAUCUUGGGGUGAGUUCUACAGCGGAGGCACUCUCGGAUCAGCGCCGCAGGAUGUCAGAUCCAUGAGAGAUUGUCUUUCAGAGCCGGAUAUGUCUGAAAAUGCAGCGAGAGAGCUACUGGAGAGACUGGAUCCUGACACUCCCUGGCUGACGGAAGUCGACUUCCUCCAAGCCUUGGUAGCACACUUUUCAUUCUUUCGAGAAGAACUUCGUAAAGUCACCUUUACAGGGGUUUCGCUGCAUCGGCUCAUCGUGAACGUCGCCAGCCCUGCCAAAUUCCAGUGGCUUCUCAACGACACCAGGUAUCGCCAUUCCAUUAAUCGACAAGAGCUGGUGCUCCUGCCAAGUGGUACAACGUCUAAUGAAAGUCUGCACCACGAGGUGAAUGUGUGGUUUCGGGAAACUGCGACUUGA